Papilio polytes (common Mormon) is the source of this 1147-nucleotide messenger RNA. RefSeq lists its product as uncharacterized. NCBI's taxonomy places the organism in Eukaryota, Metazoa, Arthropoda, Insecta, Lepidoptera, Papilionidae. The record is from RefSeq and is a predicted model, not a curated record. The transcript has 3 exons. The coding region runs from base 16 to 672 and encodes 218 amino acids.
ACAUACAGACAGACAAUGUUGAGUCGCGGUAUAAUUGAGAUUGUUCUGCUAAGCGCUGCGGCGGGGUACAUAGAUCUACCCGUGAGAAAUCUUCCGGAAAUAGAUUUAAACAAGCCGAAUAAUUUUGACGCCACUACUUGCGAGAAAUUUGAACAAAACGCCUACUUCGAACCUAAAGAGGUCGUCGAUUCUCUCUGGAAAAUAUUCUAUUUCUGGGCAAAUGGAGUGGAGGUCUCGACGAUAUUGUUUUCAUUGCCAUCUGAUAAGAAGAUAAGCAAUUUUAGGACACUUGUGGAGACUUACAAUCCAGAGCUGAAUAUUGAAUGGGAGAAAGCUGCACUGUUCAUGGAGCCCAGGCCUGAUGUGAAAGUGUUGCUAUUUAGCAGACCCCUUCCAGGAUCUUACCUCGCAGUUGUUAAGGGUGAAAAACACGAGAAUGAGCGUGACGUUCCACACGUACACGCGACAGACGUCCGAUUGAAAACAGUAGGCCGCUACAUGGGCAUCAUGAACUGCGACGAUGGCACCGCAUUCGCCCUAGCACGCCUCCACGACAUGCCCGACACCUACCAGCAUUGCAAAGCAGCCGCGCAGUUAUUAGGUUUCAACGUGAAUACAGGGAAGUCAUACAUCACGCCAGUUCCAGAUCUACAUGUACUUGAUGAACUUUGAUUUAAUCUACGUCAUACAACGAUAUGAUGAUACAACGACAUUUUUUAAAAGUUACAAUAACAUAUUUGAAUGCCAUAUUUAUUGAGGUAUAAAUCAUUAAAUAAUAUUAACCGCAAAUUAAUGUAUUAAAAAAAAUAAGCGAUCUAUUAGUAAGCUGAAUAAUCUUGCUCAUGUUUGUUUUCUCUUUUGUUAUUAUUUGAUGUAUCUAUACCAUGAACAGCUUUAAGGAUUUCUUAGGAAACGUUUAGUUGGCGGGAAAACCGCCAUCAAUAUUCAUUAGAUAGUUACGAAGUUUAUAACAAUAUACGGAGAAAUACGGCCAUAAGACUUCAUUAAAUUCUCUUAGAUCUAAUAUAUUUAAUUAAAUGUAGUUAUUACAAGUAUAUGAAAUAUAUAGUAGUUGAAAUAGUUAUGUUGAUACACACUUAAAUAUACCACUUCUAAAUAAUAAUAUAACAAAUUAACUUAAAUGUUU